GCUUUAAAUCGAAAUUUUGUCCCUCAACUUUGUCGCCCGCCCUCUGCGUCGUGACGUCACCCUCCCCUCAUCCUUUCCACUCGCUCUGCGAUGACGUCACGUGUUGCUGGGGUGGGGGGGAACGCCAAGCCGGUAUGUAAAUGAGGCGCGCGGAUGCCGCCAGCCAAUCACGUCGCGUUUCCUCGGCUGUCAGGCUCCGUCGCCGCAUCCCAUUGGCUGACGGGUCCCCCCAACUCCCCCUCCCGCUGGUCCUCAUUAGCAUAUUGUUUACCAGCUCGAGCCGGCUUCAACAGACUGGGCGCGCUGUGGUGGCAGCAGCAGCAGCAGCAGCAUCGCCUCCAACAGCGUGAGGCGAAAGAUAAACAAUUGGAACUUUAAGUAGAACAACAUUUUUUUUCUGUUCAACAUAAAAGUUCACGUUGUUUUAGCGGCGGCUGUCCUUGCGAGAUGGCAGUGGCGCUGCUGCUGCUGGCGAUGAUGGUGAAAGUUGGAGCUUCGGCCGGAGUCGCAGCGGGCUGUGUGGAGGGCCGGGGGGAGCUGUACCGUGGCACGGAGUCCGAGACCUCGGGCUCCAGAGGCUGCCUCAACUGGAGAUCGGUGGGCACCAGAGACUACGACACGGAGCUGCACCCCGACAGCAAUACCGGAGUGGGAGACCACAACUUCUGCCGGAACCCGGACGGUGCGCUGAGCCCCUGGUGCUACGUGGCGGCCGUGGGGGGCUCCACCGGGCCUCACCGGGCCUACUGCUCCCUCAGCCCGUGCACCGGAGAUGGCGGCACGUCCCGCAUAGAGGCGGAGCGGUCGCCCCCUCCUCCCUCCUCCUCCUGGGCCCCCCGGGCUCGGGGCCCCCCGGCCCUGCGAGACCCCACGGCCUCCGCAGUGGGGGGCCAGGCCAGCUACUCGCCUACUACACCCAGUGGGGGCCUGCUCACGGGGGUGUCUGGGGGCCCGCUACCCGCCCGGAAGUCCCCUCUGCUGCCCGACGCUCAGAGGUCUUCGUCGGGCAGCAGAGGGCAGAAGAAGGACCUGGGCAUGAUGGGUCAUGUGAUUGGGAUCUCCAUGAUGGUGAUCAUCCUGCUGGCUGGAGGAGGAAUCUCCUUCAUGUACAUCCGCAAGAGGAUCAAGUCGGCUCAGAAGCAGCAGAAGCUGAAGGCUCAGGAGCGGGAGAUGCGGCGUCUCAACGGAGGCCCGGCCUGCUUUGAGAACCCAGCCUGCAAUGGCGGCGGCGGCGGCGUCAACGACCUUGGAUGUGAACCCUUCGCCUGCUACUCCCCUGCACAGCCGCAACCGCCGCAACCGCCGCAACCGCCGCAACCGCCGCAACCGCCGCAACCGCGGCGACCCGAGGGUCGCGUUCCGCUGGUGGGCGGCGCCGACGACGCCGACGACGUCUGAGGACGCCAGCGGCUGACCCUCGCCCCCUCGCCCCCUCGCCCCCUCGCCCCCUCGCCCCCUCGCCCCCUCGCCACCUCGCCACCGCCCCCCUCUCGCCGGCCGCUCGCUCCGCCCCCCCCGGGACGCUGGAUGACGGCGAGACCAAAAACGCAAACCGGCUGGCGAGGCGUCGCGGGGCGGAGUUGCAGGACCUGCAGUGGCCGGUGGGACGUGGGAGGAGGGUAGGGGACGUAGCCACACCCUUCCCCACCACCACCACCACCACCGACACCACCGGCGACACCACCACUGGCGACCUGCAGGUCGGACUAACUGUGGGGGUGGUGGCGGUGCUGAACCCGUACCGCCGGGCGGAUCGUGGCCGUAGCGGAGACACUGGGAGAGUUGUCCCCAGACUUUUUAACCCGCCACCACACCCGGCUGUCGACCGUGGCCUUCACUGCAGUGGUCGUGAUGGGGAAUCCAUUCACACUGCAGCUGCAGGGAAGACAAAGGUGGUGGUGGUGUAAGAAGCUCAACAUUACGUGUGUGUCUGAGCGAGUGUGUGUCUGAGCGAGUGUGUGUCUGAGCGAGAGUGUGUCUGAGCGAGUGUGUGUCUGAGUGUG
This is a messenger RNA of Petromyzon marinus (sea lamprey), 2003 nucleotides long. RefSeq names its product phosphoinositide-3-kinase-interacting protein 1-like. The record is from RefSeq and is a predicted model, not a curated record. Lineage: Eukaryota; Metazoa; Chordata; Hyperoartia; Petromyzontiformes; Petromyzontidae.